AUGGGCAAAAUGGCGAACUCGAAGAAGGUCUGGCUGAUCACAGGCGCAUCGCGUGGGUUGGGCCUUGCUUUGACUCGACGGGUUCUUGCUCGUGGUGGCUGUGUUAUCGCCACAGCUCGGGAAGCUUCCGCUCUCGCCGACUUGUUUGCCGACCCUUCCGUCGACACGACGAACCUGUACCCGCUCGCAUUGGACGUUACGUGGUCGUUCGACAAGCUCAGGGCUGCGAUGGACAAGGCAAUCGCGCGCUGGGGCCAUGUCGACGUUCUCGUGAACAACGCUGGUCACGGAAACAUUCGGCCAACAGAGGAGUGCAGUGCGGAAGACUUGCUCGCCUUGCUGUCGACGAACUUCCUCGGUGUCGUUGGCGUUACGAACGCACUGCUCCCCCACUUCCGCUCCAGGAGGAGCGGGAAGGUCAUUAUCAUUGGCUCGCGGACGGCAUAUCACAAUGAGUACAUGGGCCCUGGUGCAUAUGCCGCCACAAAAGCCGCUGUCCACGCAUAUGGCGAGACGUUGUCGGCAGAGAUGAAGCCAUUUAAUGUUGGCGUCAUGAUUGUUGCGCCCGGUGCAUUCGAGAGCGGUAUCCAGAUCCCAAUCUGCCCCGGUCCGAUCAAAGACUACGACCCUAUCCGCCAAAAGAUCGCACAGGCAUUUGCUGCACGUGAGAAGGAUGAUACGAGGGGUAGCCCGGAGAAGGGCAUGGACUGCAUCGUCGACGUCGUGAACGGCGAGGGCCGCGCGGCGGGCAAGACGGAGAUGCCGUUAUGGCUGUUCCUCGGCGACGAUGCCAUCUCGAAUGUGCGUGCGCGUCUGCAGAAGAUGGCACGGACGGUAGACGAGUGGGAGUGUGUUGGCUCGCGGAUCUAG
Molecule: messenger RNA, 870 nt
Organism: Peniophora sp. CBMAI 1063
Lineage: Eukaryota; Fungi; Basidiomycota; Agaricomycetes; Russulales; Peniophoraceae
Source: the annotation of a GenBank genome assembly